AUUUAAAUGACAAUUAAUAUCUGGGUGGGAAUAGAAAAGUAUAAAAUCAAUAUUUGGAAAUUUUUAGUGAAUAAAAAACUUUAUUCUUGAUUUGAGUACAAGUUCCUAUUAAUUUAAUUAUAAUAACUUAUGGGUGCUUGUUCAGGAAAGCGACCUUAAAAUAAUUCAGUUUCUAAGAACUAGUAGAACUAAUAAGAUGUAGAUGAUAGAAUACCUUAAAAAUAUCAAACAAAUGAUAGUAUGAAUGAAAUUUGAAAUAUAGUAUAAUAAGACAUUGGACAAUUAAUAAUAACAAGUGAGAAGUUGGGUAGAAUCACAAAAGAUUAUACACUUUUGAAUCCUCCUUUGGGAAGUGGUAUAUACAUUUAUUGAUUUUAAAUAAAGGGGCUUAUGGAGAAGUAAGAAAAGCAAUUCAUAAAAGUACUAAUCUUUUGAAAGCUGUUAAAAUAAUUCAUAAAUCAUAAACAAGUAAAGAAGAAUAAGAAAGAUUAAUGAAUGAAGUUAAAAUGCUGUAAAAAUUAGUAUGAUUAAUAUGUAAUAACAAAGGAUCAUCCGAAUAUUAUAAAGAUAUAUGAAUUUUAUUAAGAUGACAGAUUCUUCUAUAUCGUAACAGAAUUAUGUACUGGAGGAGAAUUAUUUGAUAAAAUUAAAUCAGAAGGUAGUUUUUCUGAAAAGAAAGCAGCUGAAAUAAUGAGACAAAUAUUAUCUGCAGUUAAUUAUUGUCAUGAUGAAAAGAUUGUUCAUAGGUAAUUUAAAUUAUUAUAUUAUAAUAGAGAUCUUAAACCUGAGAAUCUGUUAUAUGAAUCAGAAAAGAAUAAUUCUUAACUUAAAAUUAUUGAUUUUGGUACUUCAAAGGAAUUUACUCCAAAUUAGAAAUUGAAUUAAAAAUUAGGAACUCCAUAUUAUAUUGCACCUGAAGUGUUGAAGAAAAAAUAUGAUGAAAAAUGUGAUAUUUGGUCUUGUGGUGUAAUUUUAUAUAUUCUUUUAUGUGGGUAAAACAAUUAUAAUAAAAAUAUUAAGAUAUCCUCCAUUUGAUGGAAAAACUGAAGAUAAAAUUAUGGAGAAAGUUUCAAAAGGAGUAUAUUCAUUUGAAAAAUAAGAAUGGGAAGAUGUAUCUAAAGAAGCUAAAGAUUUCAUAAAAAAACUGUUAUAAUUAGAUCCAAGUAGUGAAGUCUUAUAGUUUUUUUAGGUAAAAGAUUGAGUGCUCACCAAGCCUUAUUAGAUCCUUGGAUUAAAAAGUAUAACAAUCCACUUGAAUUCGAUAAACCACUUAUGACUAAAGUAUUGACUAAUAUGAAAAAAUUCACUGCUCAACAAAAAUUAUAAGAAGCUGUUUUUAAAUUUAUUGUGAAUCAAUUAGCUACUAAAGAUGAGAAAGCAGAAUUAUUAAAAACAUUUUAAUGUUUAGAUACUAAUUAAGAUGGUAAAUUAAGUAAAGAAGAAUUAUUGGCUGGAUACUCAAAGAUUAUGAAACCUAUAGAAGCUGUAGAAGAAGUUAAUAGGAUAUUUUAAUAAGUUGAUAAAAAUAAUUCUGGAUCCAUUGAUUAUACUGGUAUCUUCUGUUAUCAAUAAAUUUAGAAUUUGUUAUUGCCACUAUUGAUAGAUAAUAAUUACUUUCUAAAUAGAGACUUUAAAUGACUUUUAGAAUGUUCGAUAAAGUAAAAUAUUCUAUCAUAUAGGAUAAAAGUGGUUUGAUUAGUGUAAAUGAAUUGAAAGAAAUAUUUAGUGGUAUCUCAGAAGAUAUGUG
This is a messenger RNA of Paramecium sonneborni, 1747 nucleotides long. NCBI's taxonomy places the organism in Eukaryota, Ciliophora, Oligohymenophorea, Peniculida, Parameciidae. The record is from the annotation of a GenBank genome assembly.